CGGCUGACAGUGCUAACCUGUCACACAAUCUUACUUUAUGUUGAAUUUACAUGUAUUAUGUUUCUCUGCCUGUUGUUACGAAGAUGUCCAAACCUAAUGUGAGUGAAGGGUUUCGUCAGAAGGUGAAGCAGUUUUUUGGCGCGAAGAAAGGCCAUGUUAUUACCAGCAGUGUAUACGAAGGUCCCAAACCAGAUGAAUUUUUCUUUCAUCAAGAAUUGCUUCAGGUAGAUUAAUAUCUUAACUUCAGAGUUGGGAAAUAUUUCGUCUUCAUCAGCCAUUAUAGUUAUUACAGCUGAUGGUUGAAUCUUGCAUCGGGAAUGGAAUUUUAUGUCGAUGUCAAUCAAUGAUAAUUAUUAUUGAAGGAAAAUUAAUGAAAGUAAUGAUUUGGUUGUCAAUCAAUUUAGCCGAGAAUGGCCAAUUAUAGAUAGUUGAUUCACUCAAACUGCCAAUAGUAUAGAAAUCCAUCACUGAAUAGAUAAUUUGCUGUAAAUGGAACUGUAAAAGAAAUAGACCUUCUUAAUAAGAAAGAAGGAUGUUGUUGUAUCGAUCAUUUGAAAAAUCCAACUAGUGGUCUAUUAUCAAUGCUGCAUUCUGAUUGGUUGAGCUGAAUCGCGUUUUGCUGGCUAAAGUUGUUUUGUCUCUAUAUUUUUGACCAACUAGUUGGAUUUUACUAAAACAGUUAUUCCUCUUACCCUCAUGGCCUAGCCCAUUUGGGCUAGAGGAAUAAUAAUUGUUAAAUAUGUUGAUCGAGCGUCGGUUGAGUAUUGGUUGUAUAUCAGUGGAGUGUCGUUGGAGUAUUGGUUGAGUACUGACUGACGUAUCGAUCGAUCAUCAGUCAACUGUCGGUCAACAUUAAUUGCACUAGUAUCGGUAGUGUGUCGGCAAUUUAGUAUCAGGAUGUGUUGGUGGUGUAUUGGCCGAGGGUGAUGAGUGUUGAGACAGACCUUGUAUCUUGAUUAAAUUAUGUGGUGCAAAAUAUCAAUUACAGUUUUGUGAGGUCAAAUUCAACCAAAAUGGACAAGGCAACCAAUUUGUUCCCCCUACAUGUUUUGCCCACAACUGGAUGUCAUACUCUUUAUUGAGAAAAUUUCUCUUCCGUUCCUAACAAAACCAAUAAUGUUUGGAUCAAUAAAUUUAGGUUUCUGAGGAACUGCCCACCUACCCCUCCCCUAAACUAACAUUUUGCCCUAAGUGAGAAUUUAUGUUAGCUUAGGGGAGGGGUAGGUGGGCAGUCUCCCAGAAACCCAAAUUGAUCGUAAUGCUGAAAAGUUUAGCGUCUUAACUGAGGUCUGAGGUAUUGACUGAGUGUUGGUGAAUUGGUGAUCCAUAACCGGAGUACUGACAGACCAGUGACCGACUAUCGACCAGUGAAUUAUAGGGGCCAACUAUCGGCUACAUUUCCAAUUUGACGGUCACUUGGCUGAUAUAUAAACUGAUACUCGACUGAAGCUCGACCAACACUCACUCGACACUUGCCCGACACUUGACCAAGACUCGAACAAGGCUCAGCGAAUAUAUCAACUGAUAUGUUGACUGAUAUGCCGACUGAUAUGUCUGUCAACAGCCCCUAUAAGACACAAGAUCCAGUUGCUUUGGGCAUUGGGCUUUGCACACUUGGAAGCUAUUGUUUGGUAGUCACUCAAGAAAGUGAGUUCCAUAUGCCCAAAUGCCCAAUUACCAAUGAUCAAUUAUGAAAGCAAUCUUUCUUGAAUUAGGUAUAUACAGUUGUAUGUCUAUACUAGUGGUAUGCCAGUCAUCGAUCACAAUCGAUCAUUGGUUGUAAAUGUUAAAGCGAUGCAAAAAUCAAUUGUUAUGGAACAUUUUUCAUCCUGACCACUAUUAUUUUCCUUUAUUUCCUACCAUAGGAAAUUAGUAAGGAAAACCCCCUGUCAAACAGGGUCAAAGUUUUAAAAGACCUUUGUGACUUUUUGGUCAGUCGGCGAGUGGAAAAUGUGAGUAGUCUUAAGUUAUAAAUGGCAAAACUAGAAAUAUGUGUAUCACAAAACCUCACGUUCAGGUCUUUCCUGGAGCAUGCUGAUUGUACAUUAUUGUUACCCUGGAGAUAGCAAUACAUGUAUGUGGUUAGUAUAAAAUCAUCUGCCUGAGCUUGAGCCUUUUUCAGUUAGUUUUAAGGAGCCACGGUCUUUAUUUUGUAAUUUUUGUUAUCUGCAUGUUAUUUUUGGGGUAGUCUGUAGAGGGGGCCCAUGCCAUAAGGUAGUUGCUAUAAACCCUGGUCCCUAGUGUGUCCAUGGAGCAGGGGUAAGCGUUUUUAGGUCAUCAACAAAGUAGUUCUAAAAAGAUUAGAAACUGCAUUUGACUGAUAAUAUGUUAAUAAUUAUUAAUAGUGCCACAAAUAGAAGGCAGAAGCAUUUUACAGACCUCACAAUAGCUGUUUGGUGAUAAAUUUAGGGUUAGGAAAUUUAAUGAAUCAAGUUCCUCGUCAGUUUGCCUUGUAUAGUGACCCUAAAUGGAACUUGAUUCACUCUGUUUCCUAACCCUAACAAUCACCAAAGUUUAGAGUCAUUUGUUCUCUAGUCUGUGGCAACUUGCAGACUGCAAAAUACCCCUGCCAUAAAAAGUACUGUAGAAUCCUGAUACAGAGAAGUGCCAAGGGACUGGGAGAAUCAUUUGUACAUGGUUAUUACAGUGGAACCUCGAUAUAAUGAACCUCGAUAUAACAAAGUCCUCGGUAUAACGAACAAUUUUCUUUACUCCAGUAAUAGUAAAAUAUAUGAAAAAGAACCUUAAUAUAACGAAACCUCGGUAUAGCAAGCAAAUUUUGCCAGUCCCUUGGCCCUUCAUAUCAUUAGAUUGGGGUUCCACUGUACCUGUAUUUUGGUCCUUCUCUACAGAGAAUAUCUUUUGUUAGGGUUUAUUAUACUAGCAUGGUAGCCACAGGGCAAAAAAUAGUCAAGGGAAAUUAAAUUUCCUCAAGGUCAGGGAAAAGUCAUUGAAUUUCACUUGGAGUCAGGGAAAAUUUAAGUCUUUGAAAGAAGUCAGAGAAAAGUGAAAUUUUAAUGUACAUUUGUACAAUUUUACAGACAUGAAUUACUGUGUUGUAUUGGUAGAAUGUUGUUUAUGAAAUUGAACAAUAAGCUGAUGUUGGUUUUCCAAAAAAAAAUCAAUCCUGUUUGCCCAUUAAAUUAAGGAACUAUCAAUUCAUGUACACUGUGUGUGACUUGCUGAAAGCAUAAAUAAAUGGGUGGGGGGAUGGCCAUGAGUGGAGCAUUGAGUCUAUUUAUCACUGGGAACAAUUUGUGAAAUCGUAAUUUCAGUUGGUCAGGGAAAUUUUACAUUUGUCAGGAAAAAGUCAGGAAAACGUCAUGGAAUUUCAGAAUCCUCUGGCUGUGGCAACCGUGACUAGGGUUUUUGCUGGUAUAUACCAUACUUUAAUCUCUCAAGAGGGUGUGUUUUAGUAAUCACACCACAGGUAGGUAGCCUGACAGCAUAUGUAUUCCAAUGAAAAUGUUGUGCUUAAAGCGAGCCACUGGUUUAGAAGUUUUAAGGGGAUCUCAAUUGACAAGAAAAUUUCCUUGAGAAAGGUGACUGUGUGACUGUAUGACUACGGAGUUCAAGCUAAUUGACAUAGCUUCUGGUUAUCUGGUAAAUUGUACUUCCUGAAGUGCCAUUUCUAAAGAGAGAUAGGUCUUCCUAAAAGAGAUGAAAUGGUGUAUGCAUCCAUGCCUGACAGGAUUUUAUUGAGAGACUCUUGUGAUGUUUGAAUGUGAAAGUUGCUGUAACAUUACGUCAUGUGCUUGUCAUCAUAAUUGAAUCUGGGAGUUAUGUUUGUUUUUGGAGGCUAUAUAUUGAGGCGGAUAUGUUCUUGUCUUCAUCCACAGCAUGCCAUUGAAGCAGCCUGGGCUGCAGUUGAGGAUCUGCUUAAUCCAAACAGCCCAGUGGAAGCACGUCAUGUUACGUUUCAUUUUCUAACUGUUAUGGUGUCUGGACAGGUCAGUCACUUGCUGUAAUUUUUUGUUAAAUUGUCUUUUGAAAAAGUGAUAGCUACACCUGUUAAACCACUAAUAAUUCAUUUUCUUUGCAGAUCGACAGACUUGGCAUUUUAAGGUGUCAUUUCUUCUCUGUUGUUGCUAAUCACAAGAUUCCAGAAGAUAUUUCACCGAGGUAAGUACCAAACUGGUCAUGCAAACAUUGUGUUUUACCAGAAUAUAUCCACACUCCCCACAGAGUAUUUUUUAAAUUAACUCCCUGUCCUUCUAGAAAUUCCAGUUUAGUUCAAUGACCAUACUUUGUGCAAACUAUUUGGCUCUUAAUACCUAACCCCGAAUCCUAGAAUUUUCCAGUGACCCUUCAUGGGGUUGAUAUGGAUAUCUGAAAACACACUUUAUGUAGAAGGAUCAGUAAAAUCUCUGAUCCUGCUGGUUCAAACACAUUUGUUACACCUCCCAAUUCAGCACAUUUUCUGAUUAUUUAAAGUGAACUGAUUAACUUGCCAUGCGGAACAAAACUUACAUGUAUUAUGCAGUGACAGGUCAUGUAUCUUGCCCGCAUGUCAUCCCAGCAAACAAUGUUAUUACUAAUUUUUUUGUGGUGAGGGCAAAAAAACUAAAUUUAUAAUUUUUUGUUAGUUUCCCCUCACCUUGUCCUUCAAUGUUCAUUGAGUGCCUAAUGGAAAUAAAAUGUACUGUUUCCUUUUGGGACAGAUAUCCUUAAAAUGAAUUGUCCUUUUAUUAAUGGCUCCUUCAUCCAAGAAAUAAUAAUAACUUCGGCAUCAUUUUUUAAAUACAAUCUCUGCCCUUUUUAAUUGCCCUUUUCCUUCGAAUUUUCUCCAAAUAAUGUGUAAUGUCAAGAUUUUAACGGACAUCACAAGUAGAAAAAUUUGAGAAGCUGAUUAUGGAGAUGUCAUGUACUGAUGAUUUUGAUUUAAUUAACUGAUCUUCAGACUGGAGAUGUUAAAGGCUCUGAGUGAUAAUGGAAAAGACAUCUCAUAUUUUGAAGAGCUGACAGGUAAGAAAAAAUUUAACUUGACUAGUCUAAUUCAAUUGUUUCCUCUUUAUAAUUUUACCUUAUCUGGCAUUGUGUAUAAAAUUAAUGCAGGUUAAUUGUUGUAUAAUAACAUCACUACAGGCCCUUUUCUGUUGUCGUGGAUGCCAGAUGUCAUGCAGGAAGGAAGGCGAGUAUUAAAUAUUUCAAGAUUUUUCAUCCCCACCCCUCUCCUAGAUGUUUGUUUGACCUGUCACACAAUGACACAAUCUACCCAACAAUCUUGAUGAGGCAGACAAAAUGUAUUUUUAGGAAGCUUUCCCUCCUCCUGUGGUUGAGCCUGAAUACAGUGCUGUCAACUCUCGCGGAUAAUCCGGAAAACCCCAGAUUUUGAACCGUAUCUCCCGGUCUCUAGAUUAGAGUCUGAAAUCUCCCGAAUAAUCACCAAAGUUUGCCAUUUCUUGUAGACACAACUCUCUGACAAUGAAAUUUUAAAUAUUUUGCAUUGUUUGAGCUAUAUUUUAUCUGGAACUUUUCCUUAUAAACUCCAGUAUGCCAUUGAAAUAUAAGAAAUAACUUGAUUGGUGGCAAGUAAACCAAUCAGGUCAAAUGUUACAAUUCCAACUAUAUCUUUUUCGCGCAUUUUUGGAGAAAUGACGUCAUGGGCUGUGCAUUUUGACGUCAUCUACCAUUUCUCAAUAUUUGAAGACUUAAGGGGUUGACAGCCCUGUGAAUGUGUGUUAACAUGUAUCUUAUUUUAAACCCUUAAAACUCUAGCAUCAAAAUUCAGAUUUACGUUGUGCCUAUAAGUUUUUUAUAUAAGAAGUCGAAGAAUUUGUUAAAGAAUCAAAUAGAUUGAUCAGGUCCUAGCUAGAUUCUUGUCACAAUGAAUUUUGUAAAGCAUUAAUAUUACAAGGAGAAAUUUGAUGCUGAUCAAUCUUAGGCUUAAAGAAUUUUAAUAUUACUUUGUUUCCCUUGCAGAAUGGAUGUCUUUAUGCCUCUUGUGAUCAACGUUAUCCAUUAUAACUCAAGUUUUCUUGAUGAAGAUAUCAUAUCAGGCAUCGUAAGGUAAGCGAACAAUCAACAAUGAGUAUCAAGUUUUUACUUGAAAAGUAUGAAUGGCCUUUGCUGUAUUCCUUAUCUAACUACGAAAGUAGUCUCGGCCAAAGGAUCGCGUGCCAAUUUAAAGUAGAUAAAACUUAAUUAAGGCAGGGUGUUAAGGGGGAUACCUACAUGAAUUAUCUCUCUUUCCUAAAAAAAAUAAUUCUGCCUUUUUUUCUUUUUCCAGAGAAACCUGUCGUUUAUCUAGAACAACUAAGGAUGAAGACGAUGUUGAGGUAUUUACGUUUAGGUCCAGUUUUGCAUUUUAUAAUUACACAACGUAACUAGGGCUCAUAUCUUUUUUUUCAAAAGCCUCUUGAAAGGCUUACAUAAAGAGGUGGUCAUGAUGAGGGAAAGAAGUUUGUGCCGAAAAAUCAGCUGACCUUGUACUGUAAUUGCAGGGUAGAAAUUAAGGGAGACUUGUUUUAGCAAUUAUUUUAGUAUUACGGCGUGAACUGGACUGAAAUUGUGAGAACAAAAUCUCUCUGACAUCCCAACUUCAAACACAGCAUCAAGAAAAUUUGAAUAUAGAAAAUUAAGUAGCACAAUGCCCGUUAGAUUUUUUAUAACAUCAGCAACACAGAGAACAACCUUAAGUUUUGAAGUUGCAAAACUUACCGUAAAUUAAAAUGCUAGGACCCAGGAUUGCAAAUUUGGAAUACUUUGAGCACUCUCUGAUUUCUCUGCAACGUGAGAACAGAGGCUAACAUUGAAAUAGAAAGGUUAAGGGUUUACUGUUUCUUUUCUUUAUUUUCCAGCUAUGCUUGUGCCUCUUGGAUGCCGUGGUUCGUUACAGCUGUCUCCCAUCUAAUGCCUUAUUUGAGUUCAUUGCUACUGCUUGCCGAGCUGUGAACAUUCAAAGAUUUUGCCCGCACAGUUGGAAGGUAUUAAGAUCCUCGAUACACAUGUAUUGCUGAUUCAAUAUACGGAACAAUGCAACUAUUUGCCUGAGUUUCCACCAAACAAUAGCUUCCCAAUGCCCAAGGCAACCUUUAUCGAAUCAGCUUUAUACAGAGAAUAUUUAGAGUGGUUUUCGUUUGAGUGUCGUAAAACCAAAACCAAAGUAAUUACUCUGACCAAUCACAUAGGACACAGACAAUACAUUGAACCAAUCAAAACUCGCAGUAAUUACAUGCGGCUGACGCAAAGCGCGGGAAAAUGCAUGCGAGCGCGUCACAAUUGGCUUUGGUUUUACUUCUGAUUGGAUGAAAAGGUGGCGCGAAUCUUUUAAGCCAAUCGCAUCGUGUAGAAAGUGCAAAACCAAUUACUUUUCGACACUCAAAUGAAAACCGCUCUAUACGAAGUACAUUCAGUUGUACUUAUGGAACCCCGCGGCAUAAACACCCUGCUUUUAACCCUUUAAGUCCCAAUAUCCACAUAUAAAUUCUCCAUACUGAUCUUCAUACAUUUUCUUAAAGAAUUAGUUGAGAGAGUUUGUUAACAGAUCAAAGCAUUUUCUCUUUUGUGAUCAUUUUAUUAACUCUCAUAACCAUUUAUGUCUGACGAAAAUAACUGCGGUCGGACCCCAUGUCCGGAUAAAGCAACGAAAAAUACGACGAGAUUGAAAACGUCACUAUUAAAAAUAAGGAAUUUUCGUCUUUUCAAACUUUAUAGCGUCUAUUUGGACCAGCCCAAUUUGUCAAAUGUAGGCAAUUUUUCGUGGGAUUGAAUUCUUAAGGACCUAAUCCAGGUUCAAUAAGAGAGAAGAAAAUUCGUCGUCGUAUGUUCACGUCCUCGCUUUAGGAAGUUUCACGUCGUCUUUAUGCAGCCGUCAAAGAAAUAUACUAAAAAGCGUGGUGCAUGAGAAGAUAUGUUCACGGUUUUGGUCAUAAAACCAAUUGUAUUUUGUCAGUGUCGUUGUUGUUGACGUUAAGCUCUUUAAUACCAAAGACUAUCAUUUGCAGCCUCCAGUAAUCAGUUUGCCUGCGAAUCUCUCACUGUAACUAAUUUUCGGUUAACAGGCCUAAUGUAACCAAUCGUGUGUCCAAGACAGGAUUUGUUUCAUAUUGCCCAAUCUCAGGGCCAUUUACAAGAGGAAAAAUUGCUUGUCUUAUGAAAGACGUGUAUUAUUUUCCCCGCAUUGAUGGCCCUAUUAUUGUUCUUGCUUAUUAGAUAAUGCGCAACUUGCUUGGAACUCAUCUUGGGCACGGUGGAGUCUAUACAAUGUGCAAUCUUUUAGAAGACAGGUAUGGCCCCUGUAGUAUCAACUGCAACAUUCUGUUCAUUCAUUGCAAAUCAUACAUUCACGUUAUACCCCUCUCUCCCAGCAACGGCUACUUACUCCCUCCCGCAAGGUGACCUUUGCAGAGGGAUUCGACUGUACAUCCAAUGCCGAAUUUAUGCUAUUGAUGGAAACAAGUUAUGGACUAGCGCUCAAAACACGUAAACAGAACUACAGAAACAGUCGGUCAUCGGAAAAUGCCCGAAUAAAAUUGGUCAAUAUUUGACGAAGUCGUAACUGAGGUCGGAAAUGAAGUCUGGGCAAAAUUAGUGCUAAAGCACUUCCACUUUGCAGCUAAAUAAAACGAUCUACAGUUUCUUUGGUUUAUUUUUGCAGUAAUAACAGUUCCGAUGUGAUGCUGUUGCGGGGCUCCGUGUUCUUCAUUGGAAUGUGCUUAUGGGGCUCACAGCGUGUACCUAGCCUAAAGUACUCUAAUUCAACUGUUCUGCCUUCAAUGUUACUAGUGAGUAUUUUUCAGUUUGUUGCAAUAGUCAGGAGCAACGCAAAGCUUAAAAGUGUUUUUAAGAAUUCUAAGAACGGAAAUUAAUUUUUCACUCAGUUAAGCGUGUGCUUAAAACUAUAGUACGUUUUUGGGUAUAUCUCGAGACUUUUGAAUAAAAAAAAGUUGUAGACCAAGGCACGAACCGAAGAAAGAUUGCCAGCUAGAAACCCAAUCUCUUAUCCUGUCAUCUCGCAAAGAAUACUACUUUCUGUACGAAGAUGGAAAAGUGUUACUGUGUAGGGAUCUGUUAUGUGAUGUCAUAGUUUACAGAUCGAUCUCGCGACUUGCAUUUCAAGCUCCGCAGUUUUUCCAAGUACGGUAUUUGGUCCUUGGUCCGGGUGUCAGUAAAACGUGGGGUCGGGGCCGGGGUCGGGGUCGGGGUCGGGGUCGGGGUCGGGGUCGUGGUCUAUCUUUUUUUUAAAAGAAUGCUGUUUUAGGGUUAGGGGUUAUGUUAGGGUUAGGGUUAGGUUAGGGUUAUUUCUGGUUAGGGUAAGGGUUAGUAUCAACAGCAACCCUGACCCUAAAACAGCAUUCUUUUAAAAAAAAAAGAUAGACCCCGACCCCAGCCCCGACCCCGCGUUUUACUGACACCCUGAUAUUUAAAUUAUAUUGAAAUUCCUGAAACAACAUUGAGUUAGCCGAAUCGGUCUAUUGAGUUCAUCUUCUACCUCUGAGCACUGCAAGACCAAUUCAAAACGAAGGAAGAAGUGGCCUUUAACUACAUUACGUGGUUGUCCGAUUUUGUUUGAUCACUCGUAUGAUUACAGACCGAAUUAGACUCCACUCAGUCCUACAUGUAUUACUAUUAUUAAUACGAAAAAAAGGAAACAUAACGGGAAUAAGUACUGAAACACUCAUUAUAAAGAAAGAGUGUAAUGAAUGCGAUAACGAUUUUUUUUGGUUUUAUUUCACAUUCCCAGGCUCUUUCUUGUCAUCAUAAUUUAGUAGCAUUAGAAGUAGCGCUGUCUGUUCAAAGGCUGGUGAAGAAAUAUGGUCACGAUCUUCAUGUCGUGGCGUGGGAUGCAGUACUGGACAUUACUGAGGCUCUUCAACGACAGAUCGAGGUACUGAAUUAAGUAAUCAAAUUUGAGGCUAUCGCAGCGAGGAUGAUUAUGAUGUCGGAGCUGUAAGCUUCUAACAGCAAGCUCUGUUGUAUACCCCGUAAAGUGCUAAAACCAUACGAUAACGUUGUCUCACGUGUAUUGGCAACUUAGUUGAGAAUAAAAAAAAAAUGGUAAAGCUAUCGAGCUCAAAAAUCAUUGCAUUUACAGCAGACAGCAGCGCACAUAGGGCUCCAAAAAGCGAUAUACGAUUUACGCAGAGAGCUCAAAGAAGCUGAUUCUUAAGGUUACCUUUGAUUUUCAACAUCAUUGACCUUGUGGAAAUGGAGAACCGUCUGCGAUGGUAGAAAUUUCUAAACUUGUCUUUCAGUUGUUCGCACAGUCAAUACACUUCAAGACCCGGUACUCCGCCUGAGGCUUUUAGUGUAAACUCGUAUUACUUGCUUUCAAUCUUAGUUUGUUCAUGAACUGGAGCUGCGCUUUUAAAAUUGCCUUUAAUAGUUCUUUACAACCUCUACCCGCCAUGUUUUUGACAGGGUUAUUUCUCUUUUCAUAACAGCAACAUAGCCCGGGUGAUACCGCUUUGAUCGAGAAUUUUCACAGUCUGCUGACCAGCAUAGAAGAACUUUACGAGACAGAAAAGUUUAAUGGACCAGAAGAGAGAUUUUUUAACAUAGUAGAGAAGGUUUCAAGCAACCGACCGGUUAGUAAAACAGCUUUAGUUGUUGUUAUUUCUACUAAAUUUCUACAAAGGGAAAGAAGGAGUAAGGAUUACCACGAUCGGUUAGUGCGCAUGCGCGGCCGGCGUUCUCUGCGGGAAGUUCCGAGUUCAAUUCCCAGGUGUAUCGACUUCUUUGCUUUCCCUGCAGAGCUCCGUACUAGUGGAGAGAGAGAGGUCGGCCUCAGGAUUAUCAGUUUAAGUAAUUUUAUGAGUUGCGACGUAAAAAUUGGAUCUUUUUAGUUUCCCUAUAAGACGGGGUGACCUUUGGAACCACACUGUGUGUCUGUCUUAGAGAGAGUCAUCUAAAAGAAGAAAAAAAGGAAGAGUCCAACUCUGAGUUUCCGUUUUAGUGAGGUGUCCGUCUUAUAGAGGCGUCCGUUAAGAAAGAGUUGAAGUAUUUUUCUCAGACUGAAAAAAGGUAGUCAGUGUUUUUUCAAAUCAAUUUAAAAUGCAUCCUGUUUUUGAGAAUCGUAAGCAUGCUUUUAUUGAUUUGCAGGAGCGAUCUCUUCAUAUCCUUGUGUCCUUCAGAGCUCAGGCAGUGCACCCUGCCCAAGUAGGGUGGCUAACAAACCUUCACAGCCUAAUGGAAAAGUAUUUCAGGUACAUGACGACGUUAUACGAUAUAAGACGUUGUAGGAAAAACGUUAUAAGGGACUUUAAGAUCCGACGAGGGGACCGCAACGAGAUCGUCAAAAAAAAAAAAUAAAAUAAAAUAAAUAAAUAAAUAGGUUUUUAAUAGGCAAAACCUAAAUUUUGCACGUUCAUUACAAGUUUUGUACAUUUAUUUGCAACUUGGGGAGCAAGGGUGGCGCAGUGGUGAGAGCACUCGCCUCCCACCAAUGUGGCCCGGGUUCAAAUCCCGGCGUCGACGCCAUAAUUAUGUGGGUUGAGUUUAUUGCUGGUUCUCUCCCUUGCUCCGAGAGGUUUUUCUCUGGAUACUCCGGUUUUCCCCUCUCCUCAAAAACCAACAUUUCCAAAUUCCAAUUCGACCAGGAAUCAGGUAGACGAAGAACCACUAUGUGGAUGUGCUACCUGUAAAUGGUUAUUCAUUUAUUCAUUUAUUCAUUAUUCAUUUGCCGUUUUCAUUGCACGACUACGACGUGAAAUAGACCUCUUUAGCCUUUUCCCAAUAGAGGUCCCAGAGGAACUUGACCCUUUGUCUUUUCAGAAAUUAUUCGUAGAUAUGCACGUGAAGAAGACGAAAUUUGAAAGAAACAGUUCUCUAGAGUGUUAUCACAUGACCUGUCUUGGGAAAACAAACAUACAAGCUAAAGAAGUCUAUUGCCAAAUUUUAAGUGUUAUGGAAAACGUAAACAAGCGACGACGAAAUUAUACUUCUCUUUCUGGGACAUCGUUCCUGGGAAUUCAGCUCAAGGAGCGAUUAAGACUGAAAGAACUCAAAUUCACUUUCGCUGCUAUCUCGUCCUUGGAUCUUAAAUUCCGACCUUAUUGUUUCCUUGAUCUUUUUCAGAUAUGAAAUCCGUACUAGUAUAAGAGAGAAGGUUCUUUCUGUGUUGUCUUCCCUGUUAGCAUCAUACGGCCAUUGGUAUGAGGUAAGUGGAACUAAUCAGCUUACAUAGUAGGGGAGUUUGUGGUUAACGACUGCCUAAGUUGUUGUAUUCACACUCCACGUCGGAGUUUGUUUAUUUCAAACUUUUGUUUCGAUAACAGAGAAUAAAAAUAACGUUAGUGCACCACGUACAAAUUAGGAAACCUUGUGAAUUUCAAUCCAAUUUUUUGCACAGAAACAGGUUAUACUACUCAGGGCAGAAAAAAUUUGAAUUCCAGCUUACCCUUAGGAUAAGCGGCACUCAAAUUUUGCUUGUCCAGGGCCCUUGCGUCCUUUCCAAGUUUAUGAUUUAUUUAGAAGACGCCCUGCCUGGGGCUUUGUCCAUCGCUGGAAUAAGCAUGCAUGGAAAGUUACUUGGAAAUUUGCUUUUCUCGGAUAACCUGCGACACAGACGAACCUAAACCUCUGGUUAAAUCCGUCUGCGAGUCAGUGACAAAGUCCUUGUUCUGGGGCCACCACCUUCGUACCAGAAUUUGAGUAGGCGCCAUGAUUAGUCCGUUAAAAAAGGCCGUUAUCAAUUUUCCAAUCAGAUUGAAGGGAAAUUCGAAACGCACCUCCAGUAAUUCGUUGAGCUAGGUGGCUGAGGGAUCAAACAAGGAUCUCGGCGCUGUUUCCCAGACGUUACUGGCCAGGGUAAGAUUACGUCUCUGAGGCAAGCUAUGACUCGGACGACCGGAUGGGACGUUUCUCGAGUCUUGCUACCACCAGGUCAAAAAUUAUACAAAUGAACAAAACAAAAACACGAGUUGGAAUCUGAACUGAUAACAGAAGGAUAAUGUGGAAUUUUUUUUAACAGGAAGAGCUUCUAGAGUCAGCGGUGUUGCCAUAUCUGAGUCACAUAUCCGAGGACCAAGAUGUCACAGUGCGUGACGCUGCAGUACAGAUACUUAUUGAUUUGUGUCUGAUGUGUGACUCGCAGAAGUGUCAAGAUUUCCUCGACAUUAUUGAGAAGGUAUGUUUCUUCAAUUCCUAUUCCUGGUGUAUUGUGUUUUCAGCUGAGUUCAUAAGAUGAGUUUGCAACCUUAAGAGAGAUUCAAAACCUAACGCUUCGAUCGCUUUCGCAGCGUGAAUCCAAUUUCGUGCUACCGCGAAAUUCAAUUUGGUACCUUUUGUCGGAGCGAAUUCAACUCCAUAGCAUCGAAAGCUCGGCGUUGGGAAAAUCAUUAAAUAUCGCAAAUCUGAUAAAAGCCAAACUAAAAAUGUCGUUGGCAAUCGAAUAUAUCUUUUAAAGGUUAUUAUCUUUUUUAUGUUACUUUUUUACUUUUUCUGACUGACAAGUUGCAAACAGGUUUGAGUUAUAGUCAUUUCGCUUACGCUUGGUCCCCGUUAGUAACCACGACGGCAACGGCAAGGAGAACUUCAGAAAAGCAAUGGGUUUAAUGAGCAAACAACUCUGCACGUGCAUCACAUUGUUUGGUACAUUUCUUUCCCUUCCCUUCACGAAGGCUUUGCUCAUGCCAAGUUCUUGUGACGACGUCAACACACGGCGACGAGUCUUUCUUUCUCUUUGUGAAUUUUUUUCGGUCCUUCAGAAUUCAAUUCUAGAAAAAAAAUUGCCUUAGAUUGACAAGUUGAUCGGAUUGGAAUAAUCGCGAAUUGUCUUUAAAAUUUACCUUUCGCUCCGGUUGCCGUCUUUGUUGCUGAAGGUCUUUAUUGAUUAUAGCAGAUUCAGAUUUCAUUCAUAUUUUUUAUGUGUUGCCCACUAUUGAAAAACAUAAUUACAGUCUGACCAUAAAAAUUUGCAAUACAUUACAAGAACAAAGUAUAUAAAUGAUUCCUGUAGCAGGACCAGUAUUCUGAGUCUAAAUAUGACCAAGAAAUGAAGGUACUGCCCAUUGGCCAGAAUAUAGUGGUCCUGUCUCUAGAAGUGUCCCCAGUUAGUAUCAUCACUUACGUAAUGGUAAUAAUAACAACCAAAUUAGCCUGUUCCAAGCGUUCAGAUAGUGGAGAGCGGUGCGAAGUAAAGAAAGUGAUGAAAAGUAGAGGGGACUCUACUUCCUCUACUACCUCCCUCGCUUUUAUUUUUUCGCGCUCCUUUUUUAUUUCGCACCGCUUCCCACUAUUUGAAAACCUGGAACAGGCUACAACCAAAUGCGCUGUUCUUCCUUUUUUUCCCAGGUUAUCAGUAGACACGUGGAGCUUCAAGGCAAGAGCUAUCCACUUGAACAACAGCAACAGGUGAUAGCUAUAAUACUAUGUUCGAAUAGCACUAUUUUUGAAAACGCAGGAAAAUGUGAACAAGUUUUAAGGAUCCAGUACGUCUCUAUAACGUUCAGCUCGUUGUGCUGGUCAGCUAAAUGAAUUUAUUUUUGGUACCCACGAAGGUCUCUUAUUCAGCAUCAGUGAUCCUCGUAUAUACAAAAGAGAUUAUUGUCUUUCUUUUAAGUGCUUUGUUGGGCUCAUACUCGGUGUAGAAACCUGUGAAACUCACGAUUGACGUAAAACAAUUAAUACAAAGAAGCUCCUGAGAAGUCAACACGAUAGAUUCAAGGAAAAUAACAGCUAGAAAAAGCUUCACAGGUUUUUACCCCGAUGAUGACCCCUUUUGUUGUUCUUCCAUCUAUAGUUGGUGCAAGAAGAAAAAGAACUAAAGGACAUCAAAACAGCAGUCAGCGGAUUGGUUGAAGUUUUUAAGGUAAGGAGACUGACCGGGUCAUGUUUGUGUUAGACUGUUCACAGUCCCCCAUUUUUCGUAAGAUCGUCAGAAUCGAGCUCUUACCGGUAUGGACGGCCAUCUUGGUUUCAUAUGUACCCAGGGGGCGGGCGUCGGGGUGUUAAGUAGUUUUGACACUCAUCCAAGAUGGCUGCCCGUAACGCAAGGCACUCGAUCUCGACGAUCUUACGGAAAAGUAGAGGACUGUAAAGAGACUAUGUUUGUGUUACCAAAAAGUGGUUUUAUAUUGAGCAUCGUAAACCCAAAACCAAACCAAAGAAAUAACUAUGACCCAUUACAAUUACUUGUGCAAGUUAGCAGUUUUGGAAAAGUUAUUUUCCUGCCAGUGCUAGGCAUCAAAAUCCCCCCUCACCCCUUUCUGGAAUGAACGUCGUAACCGACCAAAAAUUUUACCCUGCAGUGACUGGUUAGUCACUUAAAAACAGCAUAGCAACUUUUGACUAUGGGUGUGAAAAUAUAGGCUAAGAAUGCUGUGUGCAAUCUAGUGUCGACACACAUUUACUUUUGCGUUAGUUCUUUUGCAACUUCUCAAGCAGAACCAAGUUAUUUACUUUGCGACGCGCGUUCCCCGCGCUAAUAGGCCAGUUUCGAAUUACCAAAACUCGCAGUUUGGCUUCGAGGCUGAGGGAAAUAAAACUAAAGAAAUGAAUCAUUUAUCACUGAAUUUCAGUGCGUUUUUAUUUCUUUUUUACCCCUCAGCCUCCGUGCUAAGAAUGAAUCUUAAUAAUUUGAAACUGGUCUACUGGGGUACCCUCAAGAUUAAGUUUAGAUUGAUUUGUGCGAUUGUCUGAGUGUAGGAUUCUCAAUAGUUAGGUGUUCAAAGCGAAAGCAAGGCUCUUAAGGCAGAGCUUUAAUGUUUGUUACGAGGCUUAACCCACUGGGAUAUGCAUCAGUAUGGACUUAGCCUGUGCACAGACGCUGUUUUAUGUUUCUUUUCGUUCUUUUCGAAAAUGUCGGCGAGUGCGCGAAGCGCGAGAAAGAAAAAUAAUGAAAGUCUUUUUUCUUCUUUCCCCACCCCUAUCCUUUUAUGCUGGCGGUCAAUAAAUUCCCCGCGGUUUUUAUUUUUAUCACGCGCGCUCGACAGACGUUGAAGAGAAAAUAGAGGGUCUGUGAACAGGCUAUGGACUCACUAGGGCCAUUUAUGCGAGGAGGAGGUGCCUUAAAAAGACGCUUGUCUUGUCUUAAGUAAUAAGCGAACUUCUCGCAUAUAUAGCACAAAAGAUGUCUUCGCGGCUUAAAUGAGACGCAACUUAGCUAAAAUGUCUUUUUAAUUAAAUUUGAAUUGUUCGUUUUAUCGACAGCACAAGUUGUACCGUUUGCCUCACGGCCACGCUGUUCGUACAUUUGAACUGUUGGUGUCACACAUGAAAGCACAUUAUUACCAUGGAUAUAGCACUGACAUCGCCAGCGUUAUAAGAAACUUGGUAUGCUUAACUUUUUUCUAGCAUGGAAGAAAAUACCGUAAAUGGAAAAGUAAAUAAGUAACUAAGUUAAUGAAUAAAUCGUCACAUACGAAGCAGUUUGAAUGUAAUACUUUACCUCCAGGACUCGAUUUGUGGUUAACUAUAUUGAGCGUAAAAGAAAGUGAAUAAAAGUUCGUCCGGGUGAUCGUAGUCCUGAAUAGGACUGUUGUUGGCAGGGACAGACGUUUCGACAACCUGCGCGGUCGUCAUCUUCGGGAACCAAAUGAGUUUUGUUUCGUCAUUUGAUGGUAUAAAACUCCGAUUAUCGACGUAACCAGUCAAAUAUGUCGUGAUAUUAUUGCUCGUCUAUCAUUUUUAAAUGGCUCAAAAGCCAUGCUAAUAUCGGAUGUGGAGACUCUAAAUAUGGGCGGUGUGUUUCGAACCGUUUUUGACAUUGUAAUAUCGAUCGUCUUGUGAGUAAAAUUGUCAUUUUUUUUGGGUAACCAAUGUUCUCAGUUUUGCUGAAAACGUCAAAAAGCUAAAGAAAAAAUAAUAACUAAAUAAAUUGAUAAAAUCUAUAAGGCGGACAAAGGACUAACGAACUACGAGUAGUGCUUCUCUUUUAUUUUAUCUGUUUUUUAUUUGACGAAUAAUUGAUCCUGGUUAUGGCUAUGACAACUUUAAAUGGAUUGCGGCAUUCUCCACUCCAGAACGCAAUGCAGUGUUUUAAUGCUUGAUCCCCAAAAAUGUUAUUGUAACUGAGAAAAUUUAGGACAUGGUGUUAUAAAUAAAGUGCAUGUCAUGCAGCUAUUUUUUCGCUUCACUCUUAUCAAGUAUCAAAAUGAACGUGUCAAAACUAUACAGACUGAAAAAUGGGUAAAACUGUGUGAAAUAAAUCACCUUAUGACAUUAUAACUGCAAGCUUCUUACAAGUAUACCUUAUUUUCAGGCGUUUGAGUGUUUUCUUAGUUUGCGAUGUGAUUCCAGUUUACGACUUGGUUUAUGUGAUAGCAAAGCAGAGGGAGGCGGUGGAAAGUUCAGUCCUUACUUUACUUGUAUGCACAGGUAACCUUCCACGUUUAAUUUUAAAACGUUGCCUACUCCAUUUUUAAAAAGCCAUGUACUUUUAAAUGUGGUGACGUAACCUUUUCUUUUUUUUUUCUUUAAGUGAUGCUGAUACAAAGGCAUUGUCACAUCUUGCGCUGAUAAAUUAUUCAGAAGUCUUUGAAGUGAUAUUGAAUUGUCUGCAAUAUGUAAGUUAUACACAACAUUUUGUUCACUUUUUCUCUAGUUUAACUUAAGCAUCCCUGAUAAAAGAAACCUAACGUCAACCGAAGGAAGACCAGAAGGGAACUGUUUGUUAAUGUUCUGUUUACACUAAAUGCACCUUAAGGCCAAUUCCACAGAUUAUUUUAGCGAGAGUGUUUUGGCGCCGUUUUUAGUUGUGUGUUAAAAGUAGACCAGACGGAGUAACAACAAGAGCCAGAAUGUAAUUCGGAAAGAAAAUUAGUUUGAACCACGCAGUUUUCGCAGGAAAUUAAGCCUUCAUGUUGUAGAAAUUUAUAAUUAUUUUUUAUAUUUUCAAUAGCAUUACAUCUUAUUUUCUCAUUUAAGAAAAAAAAAAACAAACAAAUCCCCUUUUGCGUUUCAAUAACAGUCGGGAAUGCAAAUGUUUGAUUCUUUGUUUUGUUUUUUAGGAGUGGGAUUGGACAGUAAUAGAAUAUGUUUUAACCGCGCUACCCGAGGUCUUACAAAAUAAGAACCUGAUACUAUCAGCCAAUCCUGCAUUGAACACGAUGACGUCAGUACUCUGUCACAUGGUAAGGCCCCACAUUUCGCGCCUUUACUCCAUCUUAGACCCGGUUCAGACGCCUUACUUCACAUGAGCCGAAUCGAAUUCAGUGAAUUAAGUUCAUGGAAGUACGAUGUCUGAGUGUAUUCAAAACGGGAAUCAAAUUCGAAUUUGGAUUGGUUCAGCCGCUCUUCACACCUGACGUAGCCGGGGAUCACAUCGGCUGUGGACCGUCGUAGAUCAAGAAAGAAUGAGAUUCAGAUGCGGAACUUCUCUUCGCCCCUUUUAGCCCUUUUCAUGAUCGCUUAGGCAUCCUAUUGCCUGCUUUUGUUAGAUCACAAUUUGUUUUUGCUGUGCAGGUGUCAGAGCCUUCUUGUAUAAUUGACCUUCGUCGGGUUCCUCAUGGUGUUGGCAGAGCGGGAUUGCAGUCUCUUAUAUUUCCAGUGAGUAUCAGUUGAUUUUUGGUGCUCGUAGUUACCCAUCCUCAGCACCUGACAGGUUUUCCCUCAGUUUUACCGAAGGUCUUGGUCUUGAGACCAUUCAUUGCGUCUUGAUACCAAGCUACUUCCAAUGCAUAUUUUGCAGGUUUUAACAGUUCUGGCUACAUAUCAUUCCAGUCUUGAUAGAGGGCGACAGGUGAGUUUAGCAUUUUUAGGUGAAAUCCGUCCAAAUCCUAAGACUUUGUUACUUCCUGAGGCUUUCGUACGUUUCUUGGGCAUAAUGAAAAGAUAAUGUACUGGUUUUCCAUACCUUCAGUAUGUUUUUAUUCUUGCCUAGUGCAGUUAAACCUUCAUGUGCGACCACAUCUUGAGAUACCAUCCAUCCUAAAAAAACAGAACAACCUCCCGAAAGCGAACGCCCAAAAUGCCAGAAUUUGAUGAGCAUGAUGUUUUACAACUGUUCAGUUCUUUGAUUGGAAAACUGAAUUUGGUAUUUUAGAUAGGUAGUCUCAUAUGACAGGUGGUCGCAAGUGCAGGUACGAAGGAACCAACAGAAGUUUCCAGUCAUAGCACUAUAAUGGUCGCUAACUGAAUGCUCCAGUGUUUAUGAGAUAGUAGUAAACUUUGUUUCAAAGGAAACUGUGAAAGGUUUGGACUAAGGAGUCAUUUCAUAAGUAAAGGACUACGUUAAGUAAAGGAGUACAGUCAGGAUUCCUCUUACCCGGAUGACCAUGCUCCACCUACUUUGUUUCUAAUGUUCUUCCUCUAUGGUGCAUAUGUGCCAUAGGAAAAGAACUCAAGGAAUGACUGGACAUGGUUUUUCUUUUUGGUCAAAAGAGGUUUACUUAUGGACCAGUUUCAGUCUACUGAUCUUGUUUGCAUAUGCUUGUCCUAGUUUGAGCUGGUCAGGACAUUGGAGUUGGGUUUAGUGACAAAGUGCGCCGUGUUGUGUGUCUCGUCUCUGACAUUGUGCACUAUGGAAAUGCAGGCAGUCAUGAAAAGGUUGGUACAUUCUGUUUUAACCUCCAUUACAUUAUUGUCUGACGUCUGAACUAUUCCUUUGGCAUACGUGCAAGGCUUUAGUAUAUUUUUAUCAGACCGUAAUGUCGGCCUAUUAUUACACGGUACUGCCUGUUUGUUACUGUUAUGUUUGAUUUACGUUCGAAGUGAUUUUCCUUCCUAUUUCUAAGUGUAACCGGCUUUGCUUGCCACGCUUCGUCCCACGGGAUUCGUCGAAAACUUUGAGGGCCAAACUGUUUUGUCCCGCUGGAGUGAAACUCUCAGUGAUCCGCUUUGUGUAAAGUGUUUUUUUUAUAUAUCCUUUAAUUUUCCGUUUUCCAGCCUUCUUCCAGCGCUACUUGUCCGCUUGACCCAGAUCUCUGCAACCGUUUCCAUGGCAGCACCUAUGCUGGAGUUCCUCUCAGGUCUGCACUGAAAGUUGUUGACAUUUUACGGAUUUAUUCAAAUUUUAAAUCCUUCUAUUUCUUCUGUCAUAACUGGGGACGUACUUUUUUAAAACAGGUCUCGUUCAUUUACCUCAUUUGUACGCCAGUUUCCAGGACAGCCAAUAUAAAAGCGUCUUUGCUAUUUGUUUGCCAUACACAGAUCCAUUCAGGUAAGUCUGUUGUUGGCGAUUUUCUAAUCAGGGUUUCUACGUUCAGGAAAAAAAAAAUCAGUGAAAAACAAAUUUUUUAAGUCAGUGAAAAGUCAAGGAAUUAUUUUUUUAUUGCCCACAAAAACCCGUGAAAAGUGGUUGAAAAUGAAGGGAGGAAUACUCAUUUUAUGGCCAUAUGAAAAAAAAGCUGAAGCAAACGUAAACUCGAAUUCGUUUUUGUUAAUUGACACCUAAUGCAAGGUCCGUGGAAAUUUGUAGAGGUCAGUAAAAAGUAAGGGAAAAUUCAUAGGAUUUGUUUUUGCUUCUGAUUAGUGGCAACCCUAUUGAGUAGUCUAUAGAGUUUGUACGAUUCUAGUUACCUGCAUUGUCCACAAACGUUACGUUGUUGCGCGUUUGUGUCUCACACAGGUACUCUCAGUACACUGUGACACUUGCUUAUCACGUGAUUGCCGCGUGGUUUGUCCGGUCACGUGUAGCUUAUCGCAAAGCAUUUGUUGGAUUUGUGAGCAAGGUAAGAGAGUGUCUAUUUCUCAAUACUCUCCUCUAUGUUCUAUGAUUAUAAAUGUACCAUACAUACUGCUACGUCAACCAGCUACCAAUUCCAGUCCAACCUGGAACAAAAAAUGAGUCGACAGAAGUUCCAUCCCUUCCGGAGCUCUUUAUCUCUAGAUUUUAUUUCUUUGCUCAAAGCUCUGUGUUGUAAGUAUUGCUCUAUAUUCUUCCUUUCAUGGGUGUUCACGAGUAGAACUGUAUUUUUCCAAAAAACUAUAAACAACGGUAGGCUAAAACAAAUUAACAAAUCCAAAAACUACUACUAUCAACCCAAAAUUUAUCCUUUUUCUGUCCUUACGCUACGUUGGUACGUUCUACAACUUAAUUAUUAUCUGACACGAAUUGUAUAUUAAACAAGACUAUUUAUGGUAAUUUCCUGGCAUGCAGUCUCUUAGGGCACGAAAUAACGCUAGAUCAUUAAUCCUUUUGUCCAAUGGGAUUACUUAAUUAUUUCAUCCACUCUAUGGUAGGGUCUUAAAUCAAGUGCUAUAAUCCCGGAGCGUUAUGACGCAAGACCCGACAGCCCCGCUUUAGCGGCUUCCAGGGCCCAAAUGGGCAGCGUGAGUAAUCAGCCCUCGCCCCAGAUCACUCAUCGGUCAGUUUCGCCCGUGACCCAUAAAGAGACUGAAGCGGCGUGUGAAUUGCAUUCCGAGAUGAGUGAAGUGUGUAUGGAUAUGAUGGCUAGGUACACAUUUGCUUCUUGUAUGUCACAACCCACCAGGUAAACAGUCUUGUAAAGUGGUUGUUCGAUAUUCAUAACCAGUAAAACCUGUUUUUUAUCACCGUGGUUUUAUAUGCGCGCCGUUAUUGGCUUACUAGGAGAUCCAACAAGCAAAUAUUUCAACGAAGUUGCCAGGCUUAGAAGUAAAAAUACCCACCUUUAGUCAUAGAUUUUGACAACAAAUGCAUGUCGUCAUAGAUGUGUGCGUUACAUUUGUGUAGCAGCGGGUCGAUGCAUUUGCUAAUAAAUUGUCGUCACUGGCAUCAAAGUGUUUUAACAUUGUACCCUCAUUACUGUUACGAUCAUAAAUAUAAGUGUAUUUACGACGUAAAAAGUACAGUUACUGAAAAUUUGUGUUCAUCUCUGUUAUAAUUAUUUUUUUACAGAACAUUGACAGUUAGCCUGUAAAAUAUUUUGUUAUUUUUCCCUGACCAAACUAUUCCAGUGCUGAUCGAAGGAAUGCAAAAUCUUAAUGGAAUUAUUAUUCGUGUUCAGGACUAAAGCCGUAGAAUAUAUGUUGGCCAGCGGUCACUCCCGCACUUGGAUGAUUGGCAACACGAUUGUAACUAUAACAACGUCCGGUACAUACAUCAGUUUGGAUGGAGUGUGUGAUAGCUGCUUAGCACUGAGGCAAAGAACAGCUAACCUUGGUCACGGUGAGAAAGUUAAAGUCGAUAAAGGUCUUAAACAGCGAAAAAAGGCACCCGUUGGCUCGAAAGAAGAAUCUCCUCCUCAGGCCAUGAUCGACCACAUUCACGGCGCUGGUCCCGGUCCCGGUACUCAGGCCCCUUCUGGUGCUCAAAUGAGCGCUGAAGGUUCAAGCUUGGAAAAAACGGCUCUUCACAAGGUGCACUCUGUUGAUACUGCAAAGUUGAUGUCUGAAGCUCAUGGCAGCGUUGUUUCUGAGCGGAGAUUUAGCGAACCUCUCGUUCCUGUUAACCCCCAGAACUGUCAGUGUGUCUGCCAAGGAUGGGCAGAGAUAUUUAUCCGGCGACCCAGCGGCAACAUUUCUUGGAUCAUGCGCAUUCAGAAUAGGGAAUCAUCAAUGCAUUUGGAUAGCGACAUUACCACAGCUGUGGUGGAUGAUCCCCAGAUUGGUGAAUGUAAGUUGACUUUUUAUUGCUGGUUAAAGGGGAGUUUGUAUUAUUAGUUAACGCAGCGAACCAGAAAUAAAUGGAUAUCUUUUAGAUACAUUAUUUGCACUAAAGUGCAAUUUGAAAUUUUUGGUUUUCUCUAAAUGUUAAACCAUGGGGUACUAGAAAUUGCACAGCCCACGUUUGCCUCUUACGCACUUCCCUACUGCUCUUACCAGACACCUAAAUCUUAAGCCAGCCAGAAAAAGAAAAACACACCGUAACCGUAUCACAGGAGAAAAGGAGCUUUAGCGACGACGAUGGCGACGGCAACGAGAACGUCUAAGAAAGCAAUAGGUUCAAUAUGUAAAACAGCAACUCUGCACGUGCAGCACACUUUUUGUACAUUUCUCUGCCGUCACUUCACAACUACAACUGCAAAUUCCAUCACGAGACGUUUUAUGGAGAACGUAAAUACACCUCGACGAAUUUUUCUUUCUCCUUGUUAACUUGGGUUUGGUCCCCACGAAUUCAUUUACAGGGAAAUUAAACUACAUUUGACUUUUUUAAGUGAGGUGAAAUAAUCGCUGCGUGCAAAACUGGACGUAUCCCAAUAAUCGCGGAAAAUUAAAAAAACAACGCUGUGGCCGUGGCUGUGGCUGUUGCUUAACCUUUUUAAUGUUUACUUUGCGGGCAGUGUUUUGGCCAGCAUAUUUUGGUUGGCAUCCUCAAGUGGCCCUGGAGACGAAGGUAAAAAAGAUGAAGUGUCUUCUCCAACCGCUUGGCGUUCAUAGGACACCCUGACGGCCCAUGAAACCAUUUAACCUAAUUGCCCCUCCCCUCUGUCCCCUGCUCAGUGCCCGCCAGGAUUAUUGGUGCUACUGUCAUACGUUUACCCACGUUGUUGGGACCAAAGAAACCGAAUAAUUCUUAACUGUUUUUUCUUUCCUUUCCCUUAGUUUUAUCUCCACCUAGCGACAAGCUUGAAGAGAUCCUGAGCACAAGCACAGAAAGUGGAUCCGUUAUUGUUGACGUUAUCCGGCAAACCAAGCCACCAGAGGGGAAGGGUGGGGUCGUCGACGCAGGUUGGUUUGUUUUAAUAUCAAAUGGUAGUGAAGUCCAGUUAAACACUUGAAGUAUGAAUCGCAAACAUUUGAAAGAGCCCCUGUACACUAUAAGGCUAUAUUGACACUAUACCAUGUAGCUUUUGCACUGGCACGAAAACCAUACCGGAUAGGGGUUCUGUUCACACAUAAGGACGGUUGUGGCGGUGCGAUUUCUGUUACGGGGCGAAGCUGCGCCGUGCUGAUCUCUAAAAUGGAGAGUCACCUUUUCUUUGCUAAUUUAUUCUUUACCUAUUCAAUUAGCGCAAUCUUAGGCCAUGGUGUAUUCAUUGCAAAAAGGGUGAAAUGUUCCAAACAGAUUGAAACAAGAACUUGUAUUCAUCAAUUGACGUAAACGGAGGUGACAGCAAACCCGCUGCAAAUGAAUAAGAGCGACGUAAGGCAAUUUUAAUUUAGUCCAAGUGUUUUAAAAGCCAAAUAAUGUUCUCUCUCUUUGGUUGCCGCCCCAAUUAGCCCUGGAAAACUCACCUUCUGCCUGGCAGCAAGACAGCGCUGAGGGAUACAAAAAUCUGGAGCCACCUCACCUUGACUCAGUGUCAAUGUACACACCUACUGGAAGCACAGAUUCACCGCCAAGUACACCUGCGGAUUCCAUGGAAUCAGAGUCAUUUGAGGCAAGAGGCAGGCUUCUUAGCAGAAGCCCAAGGAAGAAGCCGAGUUUUUUUACAGUGAGUUUGAAAUGUUUCAAGCUGCAAUUUCAUUAGCGCACUAGGAAUGUCUUUUGUUUGGGUCAAGCGAAAGAAACCGGCUUCUUAUGAUCUGUGUAAUUAAACUUUAUACAGUCGAACCCUGCUUUACGGGGACUUCGGCUUAGUACUGUCACCUCGUUAACUUAAGGUGGCUCGACGGGGUUUUUGUACUGCCUGACUACUUGCUUGUUCCUUGUAAGCAUUUUGUAUUGUCCAGAUUUUCAUACCAUCGUGAAUUACAAGCCACCAAGCUUGAAACUUGCCGCGCUUCAGUAACCACCGAACACUCUCAGAAUAUGGUAAUAAGGCGCUUUGCUUUGUGCAGUUACUGAAAGUAGCAAAACAAGAGAUCAAAUAAACCGACUUGGCUGCAAUACCGAAGCUUGAAAGCUAGAACAUUUACCGUUCUAAUGCAGUGAGGAAACAUUUGUGAGCAUUUUGCUGAAUCGUUGUUAUUAAAGGCUGAUUUAAGUGUGAAAAAACAAAACAAAAACAAAAACAAAAAACAAUACAAUACAAAAAAACAAAACAAAACAAAACAGAAAAAGACCCGCUAUAUUCGAAAGUGCACUCGAAGAAAUCAUCGAAACUUGGCCAAAGUGCUACCCAUAAUGUACAUUAUCCAUAGUUUAAACCGAUUGUUCUAAAGAAUUCGUUUCUUUUGGUAAAUACCAAAUAACAAACGUUUGCUAUGGCAACGUUGCGUUGGUAGGGACGCUCCGAUCUUCAAAAACCUAACUGAAUAUCAAACUUUAACGUAUUGCUAGUUUGCUUGUAACAUUGAUAUUGCGAGAAAAUCAUGUCCAAGUGUAUUACUCUGUUAAAUGACGACCAAUUUUCCUUGUGUUGAAUUCGUAAGGAUUCUAUCCAAGUUCACGAAGGGGGAAAGAAGAAUCUGUCGUUAAGUGUUCAUGUCCUCCAUAAAACUUCGCGUUAGGAAGUUCUACGUCACACUCCUAAAGUGCUCGUCAAGAAAUGUGCCAAAAAAGUGUGAUGCACAAUUAUUGCACGUGCAAUACAAUAAUUUGGAUCGAAACCCACCAACUAUGAGCGAGGUUUGUGAUACACCAAUCACCAACAACCACGGUGGUGCAAAUAGUACGACUCAGUAAAUCGACACUAUCUCCUGAUGAAGACCUGCAGUGUGCUGUCGAAACGUCGCGAUCAAUAUCAAAGUGACAAUCGUUAGACAAACGAUAAAAACUAAACCCUUUAUACACAUUAUCCACCAUGAUUAAUAUCUUUCAUGACACCUUUUUUGUUGUUGUUGACCUUCUUUUUUUUGUUGUUGUUGUUGUUGACCUUCUUGGUGUUAUCGUGUUCGUGGUUUUAACCAAAGUUAUACUUUCAAAAACUGACUCCUUUGUAUGAUAGCUACUACAGUUACUUCUUUGCCUUUUCUUCUUAACUACGACUCUGAGGUUUAAGAUCACUUUGUUGAUGAAAUAUCAGAUGUUUUGUUGGGUACUAAAGAAUUUUUUUUUUAUUUCCUUAAUGAGUUGCUAUUAGUUUCUGAAGGUGAUGUAACAUGUCUUGUAUUUUACUGUAGAUGAGAGAGUCAGAGUCCUCAGACAUACUAGAAAGCCCAGAAACUACCUCCAUGCAAGGUAUGAUAACUCAAAAUCAUCAAGUUGAUGUUAACCAGGCAACAUGGGCAAAGCUGUUACCAAGUAGCAGUGUGCGUUUGAGACUGGUUUUCAAUCGAGAUUUCUCCGUGUUGCUGCACCAUGGGAUUAACUGAAAACAUCUGCUCAAAGAGGCUGGGUUAGCACCUUGUUACCUAACAAACCUUCACAGAAUUCUACGGAAAUGUAAUAUAACUGCAACAUACUUUAGAGGAACACUUGAGAAAUGCAAAAAAAAAAAAAACAUAAAAGAACGCUGGUGGGUGAAAUUGAAGAAUAUUAAACCGGAUGUCCAUUAACGUAAAAUUAAAAAACAACGACCUGCUUUUUCAAGUUUGUCAUAGUUUGUAUGAAAAUAUGACUUAUGAUGCAUAUUAUAUAUACAAUGCGGCGUUGAAGUUGUCAGCGAAAAGCUUUUCGUCUAACAAUUCGUACUUUAAACCUGCCAGUUAAUGAAAAUAGGCAAAAUUAUUGAAAGUAUCGUCCGUCAUCUAGCUUAGUAACUAGCCCCUUUUAGAAUUGUUAGCAAAGGAUUUAAGGGAGACGUGCCAUUCCCUUGAACCUAAAUCCAACUUCUAGCAUGUGUUUUCUUUACCAUCGCACUUUAAAAGUUGCCAAAGUCAAAAUUGAACAGAAAUUCAAAAUAUCAUUUUCAUGGGAAAGUAUUGCCAGUGAGGUUUUAUUUGAAUGGUCCAUAGGAUUUUGUCCACAGACUCAAAAGUUAGAGCCGCCUUACAAGAGACCAUCCCUCACUUUAGGAUUAAAAGGGCCAAGCACACGUACAUGUCUAUUUGUUGCAGCAACUUCUCAUGACUGAUGUCGAUGUUGAAUAUACAUAAAAUUAUCUGCAAUUGGUAUAGGAUUUAAUGGAGCCGAAACCAAUUGUGGAAUUGUAGAAUUGCACGCAUUUUAGGCAUCCUCCUGAUGAACAGUUGUGACACGUAGAUGUAUCUUUUUUAGCAACUUCUAUAAUUUGCAGUCUGUCCACUAUGAAUACAUUAUAACUGUAUGUUGAAUAAAUGGUAAAGAUUAUAUGUUAAUGAGUCCAUCAAAAUGGUUUUGUAAUCGUGUUAGGAUUUCCAGAUAUCCCGCAGGAUCAGACCAGGAAAGAAAUGACCUUUGAAAAGGUAAGAAUAAUAGUUGAUAGUGUGAUGUUCCGGUUCGGCUCUGCUUAAUUUCUAUUCUUUUCACUGGACGGGUAGAAUUGAGUCUUCAAGUUCACCCCUUCGAAUUCCUCUCAGUGCAAAUCGAUUUUAGUUCUUGGCGCUAAUUGAAUUCUUUGUUCUUCGGCUAAGUUGCUUCAUGGUGGGUGGAACUUUAGUUUUUCAAUAUUUUCAAAGAGACGGAAUUGUCUGCCCCAAACGCUGUUUUUGUUGUUGUUGGCCGUAACAGAGUACGGCGUAGGCAAAGCUUCUUAACUCCUUCUUUGGCCCCUCCUGCUGCCCCUGCAUUAUAUUCCGCAAAGCCUUCCCUCUCCUCUUUUUUCCCUUCUAAAUCUUUAUAAUUAUUUUUCUCUUCUCUACAUAUGUAUUUGUAUUCAACUUGUUUAGUGAUAUUUUGUGUGAGUGAAAUAGAAAUUGAACUGAAUUGAGACAAUUCUUUUUGGUCCAAUCACGGUUAUCUAUUGUUCGUAAGAUUAACAUAGCUUCACCAAGUAAUUUAACUCAAAUUUCCUUUAGGUCCUUGUUGCCUCCUUCUUUGCGUAUUUCACUGAUAACUUAUUACUUUGCUGGUUUUUAUUUUAGCCGCAACUUGGAGUCUCUCCCGCUGAGCACUUCCCAGUUUCCUCUCUGCCAGAAUACAGCCAGUGGCAACUGAAGAAAGCAGAGACCAAAUAUCUGUCAUCAUCUGAGAUGUACCGGGUAAGACUGGGCAGUAGGGAGGCAGUAUGUGCUACGAGAUCGUUUAGAUCUGUUUUCUGUGACUUUUGUGACACCAAUAAUAAAGAAUCAUAGGAUUGCUCAUCCCCUCCCUCCAGAAGUAGCAGAGCUGACGUGCUGUACACAGGUGUUUUCCCUCUUAUUAAUUUCUUUUUCGCUGCGAUGAAUCAGCACGGUGGCCGGGGAUGAAACUGGACUGCGUCCUAAUCGACGUUAAGCCCACAAUACCCACUGAAGUCCCGAGAGCCUUGGCCACACCACCUGGAUCUUCGGUUUGUUGGAGAGGAGCAAUGGAGGGGUGCGCGAGAGAACGGGGAAACCGCGAGGAAAACCGGGCGUAAACCUUUCUGGCGACUUUGUUGCUCAUGUAGUGCUUUUUAUUUUAAGUUCGAAAAGAGAUAGUUCGGUGAAGGUACUGGUCUGUGGGUUUCUCCUCUUUAUCCCAGUUCACUAGAAUGUUGAGCCAUCUGUGGAUACUCUGGCAAAGGCAGCACCUUUAUUCGGAGUUGGUUUAAGACCCCGAGUAAUUGGUUCCGACCAAGGGCCUACCACUUUUGGGGUGUGGUACAAAAUUAAUGAACCAAACGUGGCAUACUUUUGUUAGCCUGCUCCACUAUUCGAGGUUAGAGUACGCCUGUGACGUAGGCUAAACUUUUGAUAGUGUUUGCGUUACUGUGUAGCUUGCAAGUGAUGAAGAGAGUGUCCAUUCGCUGAACAUUGACGACCAUGAUCACCAUCACACUGGUAAGUUUUGUCAGAGGGUAUUGCUUACAGACAAAAACCAGAUAGAAACAUACAGAUACAAGUUUGUUAUCUUCAGUGGUUAUUGUUAUUGACUGAAAGGAAGAAACUUGUUAGCAACGCUCUGCUUACUUGGCCAUUUCUCAUAGGAGAUAAGAAGACUGACCAACCGGGCAAAGACUAUCCGCAACAAUAUUCUACCACUCCAAAGAAGAUAGAGAGACCGAAGUCACUAACCCUCCAUACCCUGUCAGUGGAUCCGCCAGUGAUUCGAGAAAGCCCCGAGUUCGCUGCAGACAAGGUCUUUACAGAUCACGACAAAGCUGUAACGAGCGCAAACAAAGACAAGCUUCCCAGUCCUACGCGUUCACCUAAAGCGCGCGAAUCUUCCAAAGACCUGGACACUGAUCCCGAGGUAAAAUUUAAAUACAGUGCAGUCCUGAUUUCUCAAAAGUUCGACUUAUUCGAAAAAAAAUGGCUCCCUUUCCAGUCAGAUAGUAAUUUCACUACCAGUUUUCCAAACCUAAUGAUAAUUUAAACCAAAUCUCUUCUCCUGAGGUGCCCCGAAAAAUCGGAAUUCCAGUGAAAUGCUCGUGUUUGUUUUACUUGUGGUCUCUCGGUUAAGUGGUCAAAAUAAAUGUACUCGACGAAUACAUGCCUUGAGUAGGAAUGCUAGCGAUAUACAAAACACUCCUCAUUUGAUAACCCUGAUGGACACAAAUUUUUGGCGUCAAACUAAAAAAAAGUAUUAAUGAGGGAGCUCUGCAAACACCUUUUCAUGGAAGCGGGUGAAAAGGGUACCCACCAGGUGCUUAUGUCAAGCGACUCGCGAUUCCUCUAGAUUUAGGGUAAAUGUACUCUAGCUAAUUCGUUCGUGGUGGUCUCAUGCCGUUAUACGAAUUCUUAGAGAAAGACGUCCGAGAGAGAUGUCGUCUUUUAUUUGGCAACGUUACCCUGUUCGUCUCCUGGAACUUUCUAACCCCAUGUACAUGUCAAAGCUAGGACCAAGACUUUAGACGAGUCAGGUGUUGAAACCUUUAUUUUUCUUUCCAACGCUAUCUCCUAGGUCCCUAAAAAACCAAAGCUGAAGAAGUCGUCCAGCAUCAGUUCACCAAUCAGAGACAAGAAGAGCUUGGAUCACUCGGCCCAUUCCUCUUUCUCAUCUCCCCGUCAAGGAAAAAGUACGAUGGCUGUGAAAAGUAAAGAAGCCGAAGACAGACAUGGUUACAUGGGUUUCCUUGGAGAUCCAAAGAAGAGCUCCUCAUCACCAGAGCUUUCUUCGCCGCCAGCUGUUCAUAAAGGUAUCUUCUUAUCACGAGUACUGUACUUCGUCCUUCUGCUAAAGUUGCUGUGUAUCUUAGUAUAUUCUUGUAUAUCCCUUUCUUAUAAUAAAUUUCACUGUAAAUUUCUUCCCCGAUUCCCUAGUGCCACUUGUUAAAAGCGAAGGUGCCAAGCGGAAGAUGUCUCGCUCAAGAAUUGUUCCCCUAACGGGGGGUCCUCAGUUCAUAAAUAAGGGAUCCAAGUCAGCCCCAGUAGCGAGCGACCCUACAGAUUCGGGACCUAAAGAGCCCCCCAUUCUGGUGACUCCGUCAGAAUCAUUCAGGUAUCCCCUGGACCCGUGCUUCGUGUUCCUACAGCUGUAUCAUGCAUCAUUCCUGGGAGCCGCACACGAAAAACCACAGCCGGUACCUGAAGGCGAGGUAGAGUAAUAGCGCUAUGGUCUACGGAGUAGCAUAGAUCAACUUGACCUCUGUAAAGAAGACAUGAUUUCAAUGUACUGGUAUUUUUUGUUGUUGCUGCUGUUACGGUUAAGAAUUUGACUCUGAUAUUAAAUUAGUGGUGUCUGUUGCCACUGGGUGUACUUUGUCUGGUGCUGGCUGGCCGUGCUGGCUAUUUGCGGAGGUUCCAAUUUAAUUUUCUCUCGAAAGCGAUAUAACGAUGUGUCAGCUGGUUCAACAUGAUUGUUUUUCGUCACAUAGAUAAGAUACUACUAUUAAGAUUUUCUUACAAAUACGAUAUGCAUUGUUAAACCCCUGCAUUUCGCUACUUUCGGUGGAAGACAUAGUUCUCAUUGUCUGAAUCCUCUGGUUUGAUAUUGUGGUAUUGUGGGCGUUGGGAGAGGGGAUCAUUUUGCAUGACGCCCCAGAGCGAAAGAAGAUUCGACCUUAAUAGGCCCAGCUAUUUCAUUUUCGAUCGAACUAGUGCUACAUUUAUCUAUUUAUUCCAAACGAUUAUUCCGUUAUCUGUUGGACAGGUCAUUGAGCGAGCCAUCAAGUGCCUUGACCGUAUCCCUCCCUAUGAUACACACAAGAUUGGUGUUAUUUAUGUUGGGCCUGGGCAACAUGACAACGAGGCUGCAAUCUUGAGAAAUGUUUACGGGUCAACCCGUUACAUGUCAUUUCUUGCGGGACUCGGCACUCUCGUUCGGCUUCGGGACUGCCCGCCAGCGGAGAUUUACACUGGUGGGCUGGAUAGAAAUGGCGAGGACGGUGAAUUUGCCUACAGCUGGCAGGAUGAUAUUUGUCAAGGUAACGGCCCUUCCUAAAGAAAAGUUAUUGACUAACACACUGAAAUAAGAAGUGAUCUGUGAAAUUUCUGCAGUCUUCCUUUCGCAUUUUACCAGCAGUCACUGUGUAUAACAUAAUAAAUAAACAAAGUAGUAGCAACGUGGUAGCUACAGUCGAAGCUCUCGUAAGCGACCACCUCGAAAAUUCGAAAAAGUGUUCGUAUCUAGAGCUGGUCGCUUACGAGAAUCAGCUCUCGUAAAAAACCGCAUGGUAAAACAAUAGAAGGUGGUCGCUUCAGAAAUCCAUUAAUAAUUAGUAAAGAAAAAACAAAAGAAAUUAAUGUUAAAUGAGUGUCUUAAUAUCUGACUUAGACACAACGGCUAAACUUUACGUCCAAUUUUUUAGACCAUUAGCGCAUUGUACAGUUUCAUUUAAGUGUUGAUUUAUAUAAAAAAGACUCGGAGUGGUCGCUUACGAGAGCUUUUCAUUACAAAGUUUAAGUCACAGUUCAAACGGGGUUUCACGAAGGUGCUUACGAGAGUGGUCGCGAGGAGAGCUUCGACUGUAUUAAUUUGUUUGGUUCUCGCAGGGAUUAAAUCCAGGCAGUCAAAAGUAAGAAAAAUCUUGAACAUCAAUCCUACAACACCAACUGGUGUACCAAGGAUUUCAUGUAUUUCUUGUAAAGUAGAAUUUAGCACAAAAACCACUGUUUAACUUACGGUUGGGGAAAGGGGGGUGGUUAAUUAAUCUACAGCCAACAAAAAGAAGGGGGAAAUGGUGCAAAGAAUAAGGAAAUGACUACUAUUCCACCUGCUUCUUUGAUUUCAGAUCCACUCCCUCGAGGAAAAAGUCAAUCGGUUUUUGUAUUUUGUAUUUUUUGUUUUUUAGUUAUCUUCCAUGUUGCCACAUUGAUGCCGACCCGUGAAUCCGACUCAGGCUGUAACUCGAAGAAGAUGCACAUUGGUAACGACUUUGUAACCAUCGUCUACAAUGACUCCCAGCAGACGGUAAAAUUUGGCACAAUCAAGGUAACAUACCUUCAAGAAAAACUGCUUGACAGGGUUUUCGUCGUUUUUGUUGAGAUCGGGGUCCCUCUCCUCGGUAUUUCUGUCUGAGAAACCACCUUUGGUUUGUUCCUCUUUCGUGCUUUGGUGCGUUGGCUUGAGCAGCUUCCUUUUAUAUUGCUUCUUGUUUGGGUUUGUCUUAUCUCUUGAUAUUGUGCUGUUUUCAGUAUCUAACAGUUCUACAAUUAUAACUUUCAUUUUAUAAAGGCACACUUGUUAGUACCAUCCUGGGCUGUGCAAUAAACAGGUCACAGAUGGUUGUUUCUCAGUGGCUAUAAUUCAGAGUCGAACUUUUCUCUGAGGAAUUAAAUUUUGAGGUCAACUUUUAAUCGAUAAAAGGGAUUAAAAGGACAUAGCUUGCCCAAUAUUGGAAUCCUCUUGGUUGUUUUUUCCUUUUUGCUACUUAACAGGAGCACGAUGCACGAAAAGAGGAGAAAACAAUUUGCAUUGGCAUUUUGGUUUAAUGUAAGCUUUUGAAUCGUUUUAUUUUAGUUUUCAUUUUUUUUUCUCUCAUUUCUCUUUGCCAGGGUCAGUUCAAUUUUGCUGAAGUGUUGAUUAAACCGCUUGAUAAUGCAUCUAACAUGGUGUCCCUGCGGUUCAAAGAUGAGCUAAAGGAUCUGCUGACUGACACAGGGCCCCGAGUCAUCUCUGAUGACAACCUUCCUCGCUUGGUACGGCAGUUGGUCGUGCACAUUAACGUAAGUCAAUGUCAUGCACUGUUAAGUGUUCAGAUUUUUUUCCCGAAAAAAAAUCAAAUAAAAUCUUUGAUGACUUAGUAAAACUCAAAUUUAGCGACGAAAUACAUUAUGAGAUUUACAUCUAGGCCAAUCGUUUACAGUUUGUCGGAUGUGUUAACACCCAGGCUCAAGUACAGAUUGAGACAACCUUUUGCAAUUCGUAAAUUCCUUAACAAUAAUUUGUACUGGUAUCGAGAAAUUCAUACAUAACUUGUUAUCAGUGUAAAUGAAACAAAUUGGUCGUUGUCUACUAGAUAUUUUGCAGGAUAUUACACUGCCUUAUAGACCAAAUUUGGUCAUAGUUUUUGUUUCCUGUCGUCUUUCGUAGUCCUGCUACCAUUGCGUUCGACGUUAGGAGAACGCAACCCCUAAUCUGUUUGCGUAUUUCGUCGUUCUUCUGCCUUUCCAGCGGCAUCUUGAAUUACUUCACGUGCAGACCAUGGUAACGUGGUAGGCCACGACGCAUGUAUAAUCGAACCGGUGUGGGCGAGAAAUUAAAAGAGAAUUCUCGACUGUUAUUGUUGGCAAUUUUCAACUUGACCCGGCUUUGCAAACAAUCCAUUGUAUUCAUUGUGCAGCUUGUUUUAUGAUGUUGGCUUGACAUACUUUGCGUUAUCGGUGUAAUUUAUACAACUUUGCAUUUCAUCUUUCUGGAGCAUUUCCGUGCACACCUCUACGCACUUUAUAAUCUACGAUUAAUACUAGUUUUAUAUCUUAAUCUUGACGUUUUCUUUCAUUUCCUUACAGAUGGCAUCUGUUAUUCACCAAAGUCAAAAGCGGCCAACAGACGCUUACGGAUGUAAUUGGCUAGAGAGAUUACGUCAGAUUAAACGAGUGCGCUCAAAGGCGACGGCAGAGAAUUUUUCAGUUCCCAGCAGCCCCAUGGGUAAGGCCUCACCCUCACCUGGGCUGCGCCCUUCGUCUUCACUGGUCACAGGUCUCACAGAUUUCACAGAGUACAUUAUGAGAUAACGUCGAAUCGUCUCCGAAUUACGCAAG
Molecule: messenger RNA, 33753 nt
Organism: Porites evermanni
Lineage: Eukaryota; Metazoa; Cnidaria; Anthozoa; Scleractinia; Poritidae
Source: the annotation of a GenBank genome assembly